This is a messenger RNA of Lactuca sativa (garden lettuce), 768 nucleotides long. RefSeq lists its product as uncharacterized. NCBI's taxonomy places the organism in Eukaryota, Viridiplantae, Streptophyta, Magnoliopsida, Asterales, Asteraceae. The record is from RefSeq and is a predicted model, not a curated record.
AUGCAACAACAACAGGGACAAAUAGAUGAUCUAGGGUUCUGUCCUAGCUUUAAUUGCUACUCUUCCGAUACUCUAGCCUCCAUCGCCGCUGCCAAAGUCACCAAUCAGUUAUUUCACGAUGUUGGAGAAGAGGAUUUCGAGUUCUCAAUCGUGCUUGGAGACGAAGAAAUUUCAGUCCAUGAUAUCGCUUUCGAAGCCCCGACGGUUUUUCCUCUUUUCAACCGUGAUCUAUUGAAUCAGGAAGAGGUAGAUCGUGAAGCUGUAAACGGAAGCGUUGAUGCUUGCUCGGAUUCUCUGGCGAAAUUGUUUAUGAACGAUCGGGAACGGGAAGAAUCUGCGUCUUCGUCGUCAUCAGAAGCGGACGAAUCGGAAGGUGAAACUCCUGGAGUGUUCUGUGUGUGGAGACCUAAAAUGGAUAUCGGAUCAUCGCCUCUUAGCAAAUGCAAAAAGAGCAGUUCCACCGGAUCGGGAUCAAAACGGUGGAGAAUUAGAGAUUUACUCCGGCGGAGCAACAGCGAAGGGAAAGAGCCGAUGGUGUUGUUGACUCAUAAAAAGGUGGACAUUCCCAAACAAAACCGGAGUUCCGGUGAAGUCUCCGUCGUUGCCAACAAAUCAAAAUCAUCAUCUCCGUCGUUUCAUGAAUUGUUCUACGUGCAACAACGAGCCAAAAGCGAAAUCGGAAAGAGGAAAUCGUAUCUACCUUACAGGCAAGGCCUAGUUGGGUUCUUCUCAAAUGUCAACGCCAAGGGGAAGAAAUCCCCAUUCUAA